Molecule: messenger RNA, 871 nt
Organism: Ochotona princeps (American pika)
Lineage: Eukaryota; Metazoa; Chordata; Mammalia; Lagomorpha; Ochotonidae
Gene: GCHFR
Product: GTP cyclohydrolase I feedback regulator
Exons: 3
Coding region: 383-637 (84 amino acids)
Biological process (GO): negative regulation of biosynthetic process
Cellular component (GO): cytoplasm; nucleus
Molecular function (GO): GTP cyclohydrolase binding
Source: RefSeq, a predicted model, not a curated record
UCAGCGAGGUCGCCCAAAGCUCUCCAGUCCUCACAGGGGCGAGUCUGCAGCCUGCUCUGGAGAUGUUACAGGGCGAGGGCACAGGCUCCCCAGGCGCAGCACCCUUGGCCAGCUGUGAUCCCGCGCCUCCAGGCUGCGGGCUCCCCCCUCCUUCCCGCACACCUUCCUUCUCCCGGCCCCGGGGUCCAAGUCCGCUGCCCCCAAGGCCGGACAGGCCGAGGGCUUGGCGCGUCACCGCCGUCCGCUCCUGAUUGGCCAGCCGCCCGAGCAUUGGCGCCGCCAGUGGCGGCGACCGGAUAACGGGAUUCCGACUUGUGGGUCGCAGUGUAGACGCUACAGGGGCUGAGCCACAGGCUGGGAGCCUGACCAGGACGCGCGCACCAUGCCGUAUCUGCUCAUCAGCACUCAGAUCCGCACGGAGGUGGGCCCCACCAUGGUGGGAGACGAGUACUCGGAUCCAGAGCUAAUGCAGCAUCUGGGAGCCUCCAAGCGAUGUGCCCUUGGCAACAACUUCUCCGAGUACUACGUCAAUGACCCUCCUCGCAUCGUCCUGGACAAGCUGGAACGCAGGGGCUUCCGGGUGCUGAGCAUGACUGGGGUGGGCCAGACAUUGGUGUGGUGCCUGCACAAGGAGUGACCCCUUUCUCAGAGGGGCUGCCUUGUCCCCAGUCCCCGAGCAAUUUCCCAGCCACUGCCUUCCUCCAGCCAGAGGGGGAGGACAGGAGCCCCUUCCUCCUCAGCUCCCAGCUACCCUGCAGCUCAGGCCCCACACUGCCUUCUGGGAGCAGAUGUACUCUAUGGGCUGGCUGCCCCCAUCCAUGCUGGGCAUCCCAGGCCUCCAUCCUUACCAAUAAAAGGCUCUGCAGAGUGG